Molecule: messenger RNA, 747 nt
Organism: Quercus lobata
Lineage: Eukaryota; Viridiplantae; Streptophyta; Magnoliopsida; Fagales; Fagaceae
Product: pectinesterase 2-like
Exons: 2
Coding region: 1-747 (248 amino acids)
Biological process (GO): cell wall modification
Molecular function (GO): pectinesterase activity
Source: RefSeq, a predicted model, not a curated record
AUGGCAGCUCGGAAGCACAGAACAGCAAUGGUAGCAAAAAGGAAAGUGAAAAAUAUUAGUGCCAAUGAUGUACUGAUCAAAGGCAUAUCUAUUGUGAAUUCGGCUGGAUCAGAAGGUGGCCAAGCUGUGGCUUUGAGGACUGCAGGGGAUAACAUAGCGGUCUACCAAUGCUCUAUCAAAGGAUAUCAAGACACUUUACUUACCGCAUAUGGGCAACAAUUUUUUAGAGAGAGUGAGAUAUAUGGUACAGUAGAUUUCAUUUUUGGAGAUGCCAAUGUUGUUUUUCAAAAUUGCAUGAUUUAUGUGAGGAAACCAAUCCAUGGCCAAGUUAAUGUAAUAACAGCCCAAGGUCGAGGGGAGCCAAAGAAGACUGGAACAGUGCUACACAACUGUUCUAUUAUUGCAGACAAGGAAUUAGAGCCCUAUACAAUGGAGGUCAAGACAUUCUUAGGAAGGCCUUGGUUGGACUAUUCUCAAACAAUAGUCGUGGAGUGCUUUCUUGGUGACCUCAUUGACCCCGAAGGAUGGCUUAAGUUCAAUGGUGAUGUUGCCUUGUCUACAUUUUAUUAUGUGGAAUAUGGGAACCGAGGCCCUAGGGCAGAUACCAAAGGAAGGAUUACAUGGCCUGGUUACAACAUUGUCAACAACUCUAAUGAUGUCCAAGAAUACACUGUAAAUAGGUUCAUAAAUGGAACUAAUUGGCUCCCACGUAUGGGGGUUCCAUUUGUGCCUCGUUUUAUAAAUUAG